AUGCCAUCUAUUGACACUUCCUUCCAAAACAACCACACGUGUCUCCGGAUCAAGGACCCUAAGGUGUCCGUUCCGUUCUACGAGGAACACUUUGGGAUGACGUUGAUCAAAAAGGUCGACUUCCCUGAAAAGAAGUUCUCGUUGUACAUGAUGUGUAUUGAUGCCGACGAAUCUACCAACUGGGCAGCUAAGACCGGGGUAUUAGAGUUGUGUCACAACCACGGGUCUGAGUCUGAUGACAGCUUCAAGAUCAACAGCGGUAAUGGUGAAACGUUGAGAGGGUUCGGCCACAUCUGCUUCUCUGUGGACAACCUCGAGGUGUACUGCAAGAAGUUGGAAGCCAAGGGUGUAAAGUUCCAGAAGAAGGUCAGUGAUGGGAGACAGAAGAAUAUUGCGUUUGCGUUGGACCCUAACGGCUACUGGGUGGAGUUGAUCGAGCAUGGUUUUGCUAAGGUUGAGGGAAAGUCCGAGGUCAGCUCCGCCGUCUUUAACCACACAAUGGUGAGAGUCAAAGACCCUAAGAAGUCGCUUGACUUCUACACCAAGGUGCUUGGGUUCAAGUUGUUUAGCACCCGUGUCCACGAGGGAGCCAAGUUUACCCUCUACUUCUUGGGCUACGAUCAUGACGAUGCCUACGUGGAGAACACCGAGGAUCACGGGAACCAGGCUCGCCGUAUUUCCGUGCUCGAAUUGACCCACAACUGGGGUACCGAGUCUGAUGACACGUUUGAGGGCUAUCACAACGGUAACUCAGGCGACUACACCGGGUACGGUCAUAUCUGUGUUUCGUGCGAUGACCCUAAAAAGUUCUGUGCCGAGGUUGAGGCCGAGUUUCCAGCGGUUUCCUGGGGCUUGAAGUAUGACCAGGGGUUUAUUAAGAAAAUUGCGUUUAUCAAUGACCCAGAUGGAUACUCUAUCGAGGUCAUUCCAACUACCUUAUUGCAGCAAGCCCCAUGUUGCGCUCACGAGUAA
Molecule: messenger RNA, 972 nt
Organism: Babjeviella inositovora NRRL Y-12698
Lineage: Eukaryota; Fungi; Ascomycota; Pichiomycetes; Serinales
Gene: GLO1
Product: lactoylglutathione lyase
Exons: 1
Coding region: 1-972 (323 amino acids)
Molecular function (GO): lactoylglutathione lyase activity; metal ion binding
Source: RefSeq, a predicted model, not a curated record